This is a messenger RNA of Thamnophis sirtalis, 1534 nucleotides long. RefSeq names its product X-box binding protein 1 (gene XBP1). Gene Ontology annotation, cellular component: nucleus. Lineage: Eukaryota; Metazoa; Chordata; Lepidosauria; Squamata; Natricidae. Gene Ontology annotation, molecular function: DNA-binding transcription factor activity, RNA polymerase II-specific; RNA polymerase II transcription regulatory region sequence-specific DNA binding. The record is from RefSeq and is a predicted model, not a curated record. Gene Ontology annotation, biological process: regulation of DNA-templated transcription.
CGCAGACGCCUGGACGCACCGUCGGAGCAGGUCCUUUCGGGGCUCGACGGUGGUGAAGGAGGAGGCCGAGGCCGCCACCGCCGGUGGGAUGGCUCCUCUGCCGGGUCCUGCGGCACCGCCGCGGCUCCUCCUGCUGCCGGCCGCAUCGACGGCUCCGGCGGCCGCUCCAGGGGCUCCCUCGCCUUCCCCGCCGCCCCGUAAGCGGCAGCGCCUGGCGCACCUCAGCCCGGAAGAGAAGGCCCUACGCCGGAAGCUGAAGAACCGCGUGGCGGCGCAGAGCGCUCGCGACCGCAAGAAGGCGCGCAUGGGCGAGCUGGAGCGGCAGGCCGUCGAGCUGGAGACCGAGAACCAGAGGCUGCUGGCGGAGAACCGGCGUCUGCGGGAGCGCGCCCACAGCUUGGCGCGCGAGAAUCACGAUCUGCGCCUCCGUCUCGGGCUUCCCGCGCUGAAGGUGGAAACGCAGGAGGAGACAGCAAGCAUCGCCCCUGAGGGGGCAGAGACCGGGUCUUCUGAGUCCGCAGCACUUAGACUACGUGUUCCUCCGGAAGGGACAGGCCCAGCAGUCUUCUGCCUCCCCAGUGGGGGAGAGGAGGAGGAGGAAGAGGACGAAGGCGGCCUCCUCCUGGGCACAGACAGCCUGGCUUCUUCAGAUGCUGAGUCUGAUCUCCUCCUGGGCAUUUUGGACAGUCUGGACCCAGACAUGUUCCUGCACUGCAGCAGCAGCAACUCCCAGGCAACCGUCUUUGAGAAGCUGCAGCAGGAAGUGUGUGGAGAAGCAGCUGUUCCCCUACCUGCCUCCCCCAGCCCCUCCGUGGGGCCACCCAAGCAAGACGCCAUUAAUGAACUGAUCCGCUUUGAUCACGAAUACACCAAGCCGUUCUUCCUGGAGAUCAUAUCUGAGUCGGCCACCCAGGAGGAAGUAGUGGUGGCUUCUCCUCCCCUGCCAGCCCCCAUCUGUGUGAAGGAGGAGCCUGCAGACACCCUUUUGCCUGAUCUGGGCCUCUGCCACCUGCUCUCUCCAGACCAGAGGCCUCCCUCUCUGCUGGAUGCCGCCAGUGACUCGGGCUACGAAGGCUCGCCCUCCCCGUUCAGCGACCUGUCCUCUCCUGUGGACGCAGACUGCAGCUGGGAGGAGGCCUUUGCCAAGGAGCUGUUUCCUCAGCUGAUCAGUGUGUGACACCUGCUUAGCUUAUGGACAGGCGUUUUGGAAGGACGUUCCUCUCGAAAGUGUUUCAUCAGAUCCCCAAGUAUUGCUUUUUUUGUAUGCCUCCUCUGCCUGCCCACCUGCCUCAUCAAGGUGUUCCGUGGCCCUUCCAAGAAACGAAACCGCCAUUCAAGUCAGCUUUGUUGGAAAGAAGGGCUCCUGCUUAGGGAGAAAUCGCUAAUCCCUCUCAGUAGCUUCUCUUCAAUGUGUAAAUAAAGGCGGCGGUGGGGGUGUGGUCAGAUAUUAUGUAAAUAUACACACUGCUUUUUUUGAAAGUUGUUUUCCUGCAACCUAUUUAAACUUGCUGUAAUUAAAAUGCAGAGCAAGUGA